GCAGUCUAAUUCCAAAUCUUCUUGAGAUCGAAACACCACUCCUGGAGUUCACGUGAAAAGAAUUUUCUCUAAUCUUACCACUGUGUUUCUUUUUCUGUUUCCUCCAAUCCCUUCAAUUUUUCCAUACCAGUACAUAUAUAUGACACGUUUUAUAAAAAAGACAAUUUUUAAAGUGAAUGUAAUAUUAGGACUGCAAAAUAAAAAAAAAAUAAUUGCAAAAAAGGUUCAGUGAUUUGCUAAUAAUAUCCAUAGUUCAUUUGAAGUUAAAAGGUUUCUUUGGGAUAUCAAACUCAUACGGAAAAUUUCUCUCAGAAUGGUUCAUGAAAUUGAACCUCGCACUGUUCCAGAUGAACUCUACAACCUCACACAAUUAGCGGAAGUCAGCUUGGCUGCAGGAAAGCUCAGCACAAAAAAUUUUCAAGAAAAUUAUGACAUAGAGGAUACCAAGCCAGAACCAUCAACAUACAAAACACAAUCACUUUCCAUGUUUCGCCAUAACUCCACGGAAUCAUUCUCACAGACCGAUUCUGAUGAUUCCUAUGAGCUUAAUCAAUGGACUAGCCGAUUACUACUAGACACACGUCAAAUUCCCUUUGUGCAACAUUCCACAGCGGCAAAAGCACAAACAUUAGAAUCAACUUUAAGUUCAGACAAUGACUCAAACUACAAGUAUUCCCACAAAAUUUUCGAUAAAAGAAAAUCGAGAAAUCUACCAGACCACGUGGCAAUGGAUGUUGAAGCAAAUUCACAAAGCUCUGAUUCAAGUGUCGAUGGAAAUUUUAUCAAUGUGAUAAAGACAGAGAGUACUGGCAAUCAAGCAGAGGAUAUUCAUGUUUGCCCUGAAUGUGGAAAAAAAUAUUCAACAUCAUCAAAUUUAGCUAGACAUCGUCAGACUCACAGAUCUUUGGAGGACAAGAAAGCCAGACGGUGUCCACAUUGCGAUAAAGUCUACGUUUCCAUGCCAGCUUUUUCAAUGCAUGUAAGGACUCACAAUCAAGGAUGUGAAUGUCCUCAUUGUGGAAAAUGUUUUUCGCGUCCUUGGCUUCUUCAAGGUCACAUACGCACUCACACAGGGGAAAAACCAUUUCAGUGCCCAACUUGUUCUAAAUGUUUUGCCGAUAAGUCCAAUCUUCGUGCUCACAUUCAAACACACUCCAAUACAAAACCUCACUCAUGCAACCGUUGUGGAAAAUCCUUUGCUCUAAAAUCCUACUUGUAUAAGCACGAAGAAUCAUCAUGUAUGAGGAGCCACCAGAAGGGUAAUCGAAGUAAGAUACGGCAAGAGAUAGCUAGCAACUCUUCGAGUAUAAUUGUAUUUAAAUUAGAGAAAAAGCCACAGAAAAAGGAGAAAAAGAUCAAAAUUUCCAGCAACUCCACCGAAACCUAUAAAACGCAUUUAAAAGAGAACAAUGAUGAAUUAUGCUUACGAAUGAGUGUUAUUCAGUCACCAAUUAAAGUAUUGGAUAAUGAAAAAAAUUGCCAAGAGGAACCUGUUGAUUUUUCUGCCAAAAAAGCUUGAUUGAUUUCAAAAUUACAUUUUUCCAGAAAUAUUUCAUGCAAAAUAAAAUGCAUGCAGUGGACUAAAAUGUAUUAAAUAAAUUAGUUGUGAUAUUGUUCUAUCAGAAAUUAGUAAGGUACUCUUGCAAUUUUUUUUCAUCAUAUUAAUAGAUUUUAGAAUAUUUGGAAAUUUAGAAUAUAUAUUUUGAAAAAUUUAUGUUAGACGCAUUCCUCAAGUCAUAUGCAAUUAAUUCGAUUUACGUUAUAAUGUAACAUAAGGAUGCGAGGAAUUUUAUAAGAUUUUUUUUUCAAAAUUGUCAUUAUAAUGAUUUUUUUUAAUAUUACUUCUCUAAGAAUAUAAUAAUAUAAAUACAAAAUCAUCGUAUUGGGAUCAAUACCUUUAAGAAAUAAUAAUAAAUAGAAGUAGUAAUGGACGAGAUUUUCUAGUCUUAUGUUAUAACAUCUAUUGUAAGAACAUACUGGAGCUACAGGAAGAUUUCAAAAAAACAAAAUUCACAUUGUAGUUGUUAUGCCAAUAAUUGAAAUUAUUUAAGAGACAACUUAACUAAAGGCCGAAUGUUGCAAUUUUUAUAAAAUUUUUGUAUCAUAACUAGAAGAUUAUUUGAAAAAAGUAUUUUUAAUAGAUAGAUUGUAAAUCAGCUUUGUAGAAUCAUUCGAUAGUGUGAAGAAUUAUGUAUUACUUUUGUUUUAUUUUAUAUCACAGAAAAAUAUCGCUGUCUUCUUACUGUAAAGAAGUCUAUAGAUUUCGUUUUUUAUUACUUUCGUCAAGUAAGAAAUCAAUAUUUUGUAUGAGAUAUCGUUUUUGUAUUUGUAAUAUUGAUUUGGAUUCAAAUAAAAAAAUAUUUUGCCGUACA
Molecule: messenger RNA, 2372 nt
Organism: Phlebotomus papatasi
Lineage: Eukaryota; Metazoa; Arthropoda; Insecta; Diptera; Psychodidae
Product: oocyte zinc finger protein XlCOF6
Exons: 4
Coding region: 314-1519 (401 amino acids)
Source: RefSeq, a predicted model, not a curated record